UCUUGCCUUGUGCCAUUUCGACAUUCAGUAGGCUUUUAUGCAGUCUGACCUUGAUGAAGACGUUUUCAUGCGCUUACCGGAGGGGUGUGGUAGGUUAUCUGGCCUGGUCGUGAAGCUGUGGAAGAGUCUGUAUGGUUUGAAGCAGGCAUCACGACAUUGGCAUGCGCACCUGACGAGGUGUUUGUUACUUUUACGUUUUUUGCAGUGUAUGGCAGAUGCAUGUGUUUUUCGAUUGAUGGACGAGGGACGUGUGAUCAUGAUCAUCGUGGUUCACGUGGAUGACAUUUUUGCUGUAGGGCAGAAGGAGAGGUGUGAUAAGUUUGGCAGGGAUCUCAACGAGAUGGUUCCCGUGAAGAACCUUGGAGUGUUGAGGUGGUACUCCGCGUGUUUUUACGAGAGAGACGUAGAGAGGGGCCUGUUGAGGAUUUCGCAGCAGAGGGUUGCCGACGUGUUGGCUGCAAAGUACGGCAUUGAGUGGGGGAGGAGUGUGCCCUUGCCUGUGAGCGUGAAGCUCACCGACUUUGACGAGAACGAAGCGUGCGCUGAUGUCCCUUUUCGCGAGAUGGUAGGAUCUCUGAUGUGGUUGGCCACUCAAACAAGGCAGGACAUCGCGAAUGGAGUGCGAGCAGUAGUAGCGCGGGGAGUGGUGACCGGGACGAGCAUGCAGGUGUGGCGUUUUUUGGUGCCACAUGCGGGUACGUCGUGCAUCCCGGUGUUCGAGGAUAACCAGGGAACGAUUCAGAUUGCGAACAACCCGAUCACGAACUCUAACUCGAAGCACAUCGAUGUACGGCAUCACUUUAUCAGGGAGCUGGUGGAGAGGAAGGAGAUUUCAAUUACUCAUGUGCCGACGCAAUUUCAGCAUGCAGAUUUCUUGAAGGCUAUUAGCAAGGAGUCUUUAGCGUUGCACCGUGACUUUGUGAUGAAAUUGCAGUGAAGGGAGUGUUUUGGGGUCGAUUCGUGUUCUGUAGUGGGAGAGAGAGACGAGAUUGGACAACAGAAAGAGAGAGUCUGGUGAAGGUGAUAAGAGUGUUGGAGUUGUGUUGGGAUUUUUCUUGAUUGUUUUGGAGGAGUUUUAGUUUUGUUUGAGGUUUUUCUUGAGAUUGUCUUGGAGGAAUUUUUCUUGUUUUGGAAAUGAUGGUAAAGAAGAGAGUAAGAUUGAUUUUUGCCGAAGCAUGACGAUGCAUACGAGCAGGGGGGCUAUUCGAUAUACUCGGGGUACUCGUAGCAUUGUAUGACGGGAUAUCUUCGGUACGCACGCACGGAAAUUGCAGUGAUGAUAGGCGGAGGAAUGAGAACUUUCUAGGUAUUUUCCUUGGACGUGAGAAGAGUUUGAUGGAGGCACAGAGAGAUCCGUUUGGUAGUUUGAGCGUGAUGAGCGUGACGCGUGCUUGAUGCCGUGACAGAUUUACGAGCGCGAGCACGCCCCGGAAGAAUUCAAUACGUUUUCCCAACACGUCCCUACCCACCCACGUCCCGGCAUGGGCUACCCGCUCUACCCUCCCAACACAAAGAACUGAGCCACCCGAAUUACCGAUCACCUCCGUGAUUUCUACCAUCUCGGCCAGCCGACCAGUGGGACACGUCAGGAAACGGCGCAAACCUAGCAAAAACUCGUCCAGCUCGUCCUCUUCAGGCACCUCUUCGUCCAGCUCGUCUUCAUCGUCUUCAUCGUCUUCUGAUGCAGUACGGCAGGCAGGAUGCAGGCCGUUCGAGAGGGCAUGACUCCCGCGGAUGCACGGAUGCCCAUCGGGACGCCAGCGGAGAUGGUAAUCGGAAGGACCGGGGAGGUAGUCACCACAAUGCCGGGGGAGAGGCUUGUGGCAGCCACGGACCUACUCGUCUCUCCUACUAUGGUCCGAGCAGCAGCAAAAGCGCUUCUUGGAGACGAAAAACAAGUCAGGGCCGUCGGCAUACCGUCGGCUGCUCAAGCUGCUCGCGGAUGAGUGGGAACCGAAAGGUUUCAACCGGGGCAUCGACAAGCUGCAGGUUCUUGGUGUGCCCAACGGCACGCCGUACAGCAAAUUCGUUACGAAGUUUAAGGCGUUGGCAAUGUCGGAGUUGGCCUCGCACAGAGCUUUCGCGCCGGAUCUGCGCAUGGUACAGCGUGCGCUUCGGGACGCUUUGUUGGAGCAGUAUCCGAAUAUUCUCUCGUCUUUGCCGUUGAAGGAUAAAAUUCUCCAUAACGAAGUGUUUAGUGAUCAGGAUGAGCUUUGGGAUACGUUGUCUUCGGAGGAAGCACUAAAACAUUCGCCCGCCUGCAAUG
Molecule: messenger RNA, 2266 nt
Organism: Ectocarpus sp. CCAP 1310/34
Lineage: Eukaryota; Phaeophyceae; Ectocarpales; Ectocarpaceae
Source: the annotation of a GenBank genome assembly